CGUUAAAAGAAUUGGUAUGGAGUAACGUAAAAGUUGGUGUUAUUCUAUGCUUAUGAUGGAAAAAGAAUUAACUAACACAAUUUCAUUGGACGACAGAAAAUAAAAUAAAAUUGAAAAUAUAUUCAAUUCAGUUACAACAUAUUAGUAGGGCAUGUUAGAUGUUAUGUAAUAAUGUUUUAAGAGAGACCAAAAUGGUCAAGUGUCAAUGAUGGAAGGAACGGUUAUUAUGGGAUGUAGAAGCCACGAAACUUGUCAUGCAGAUCUCAAUUUGGAAAAGAAAACAAUAAAAAAAAAACAGUUAAUAGUAUUACUCAUAAAAAAUUAAUAAUAUUAAAUUAUUAAUAAUACUACCAUUUAUUUUCUGAUCAUGUAAAAUGUAAAUUCUCCUUUUUCACGUACACACGCAAAUUGCUCCUCUGCCUCCUCCACUAUUCAAAAUCUGCACUCUCAGGGAGAAAGAAACAUCACUGUCAGUGUUGUGUGUGUGUGUGUGUGUGUGUGUAUAUAUAUAUAUAGAUAGAAAGAUAUUGAGAAAAAGAAUCCUAAUUUGUUGAGGAUCAGGUUAAAUUUUGUUGGAGUGUGAGUGUGCAUGGAAGAGUUUGGAGAGGGAGAUGUUUUGAGGAGGAUGCAGAGGGAGCAAGAGAGGGAGAGGAGGAGAAUUCGCGACCGCGAGAGGAGGCAGGCCAUGACUCAGGAACAAAGGGAGCGCCACCUGGCCAGGAGGCGCCGGAACUACCAGCUAAGGAGGCAGAGGGCAGCAAAUAACAAUGCUGCCGGAUUCAUUCCUCUCCCUCAACCACCGCAGCCGCAGCCGUUUCUAGAAUCAAGUGCUGGUGAAGCCAGUACUAGUGAUGAGCUUCAAGGUGUCACCACUCCAUUAGACCAUACUGCCCUCUCUCAUCAUGGCAUUGCUCUCCCUCACCAAGGAUCAUCAUCAGUUCAUAUGGAAAAUCUAGCAUAUAAACCAGCCAAUUCAGCAACAUUGCGGCUAAAUCAUAUUAAGCGCCUCGCGCGAAGCCUGACAUCUUCAAUUGAUGACCCAGCAGCUGCUACUCAACAGGUUCCAGCUGAAUUGAUAACAAAGGAAGAUCUAUCAACUGCUGAUUGUGGUGGCGCGCAGAAAUCUCUGCGUUUGAAUUGUGUCAAGCGCCUUGCGAGGUCAAUAAAUUGUGUUCCCAAAGAGAUUGAAUCUCGGAAAAACUAUACUUCUGCACAAGAAGGGAUUCAAUUACUUGGUAAUGAGAGCUCUAUAGCCUCUAGUUAACAUCUUUAUGAAAUCAAAUGGUUCACUCAAAGCUUUCAGGUAAACUUGGAAGAUUGUAGAAACUGCUUUUUAGGUUUAUGUCAUAUACACAGAGGAAAAAGAAGAAAAGGCUUAUACUUGAAGGGUUUGGCUGCAGUAUGGUGUAUAAUGAACUGUGAUAGUCAACACCAACUUCACAAAUAGAAAUCCUUUUCAGCAUUCUUUCAUUUGUAUUUUGCAGCUACCAUUGUAGAUGAUGAUAGAUUUUUUUAGACUCAGCUUUCUUUUCUUGUUUACUAGCAUAUUAGACCAAUAUUCUUUG
This is a messenger RNA of Arachis stenosperma, 1565 nucleotides long. RefSeq lists its product as uncharacterized. NCBI's taxonomy places the organism in Eukaryota, Viridiplantae, Streptophyta, Magnoliopsida, Fabales, Fabaceae. The transcript is spliced from 5 exons. The coding region runs from base 590 to 1264 and encodes 224 amino acids. The record is from RefSeq and is a predicted model, not a curated record.